Aphanomyces invadans is the source of this 834-nucleotide messenger RNA. RefSeq lists its product as hypothetical. The transcript is spliced from 4 exons. Gene Ontology annotation, biological process: polyphosphate catabolic process. NCBI's taxonomy places the organism in Eukaryota, Oomycota, Saprolegniomycetes, Saprolegniales, Verrucalvaceae. Gene Ontology annotation, cellular component: cytoplasm. The record is from RefSeq and is a predicted model, not a curated record. Bases 1 to 834 code for a protein of 277 amino acids. Gene Ontology annotation, molecular function: phosphatase activity; endopolyphosphatase activity.
AUGGCAGAGCGCACACGAGCGCACCCUAAUGUCGGGUUGCCGAGAGUUCUGCAUCAAAUUCAUCACGUACCAAAAGACAAGCGAGUGAUCAUUAUCGGCGACGUCCAUGGGUGCUUGGACGAGCUUGAGCUGUUGCUGGACAAGGCCGAGUUCGAUGCCGCCAAGGACGUCCUUGUCUUUGUGGGGGAUUUGGUUAACAAAGGACCAAAGUCCGUGAAAGUCGUUCAAUUUGCGCGUGAGAGCGGAGCGUUGUGUGUCCGCGGAAACCAUGACGACGCUGCCUUGAAUGGGUACUACCUCCGGCAAAGCGGAAUCAAGGACGACGCGCGAUACGAGUACACGGACGGGUUUUGUGCCGCAGAUAUAGAGUUUCUGGAGCAGCUUCCAUUCACGAUUGACUUGCCUGAGAUCAAUACGAUCGUUGUGCAUGCCGGGAUGGUGCCGGGAGUUCCGGUUGAGGAACAGAGCCUCGGUAUGCUGUACAAGAUGCGGUUCAUCAAGACGGGAGAGCCAUCGACCGCUCUCGAGUCUGGCCAAGGCGACUCGGUCUUGUGGGCUGCGACGUAUCACGGCCCCAAGCUGGUUGUGUUUGGGCACGAUGCAAAGGCGGGAUUGCAGGACACUCCAUUUGCACUUGGCCUGGACACGGGCUGUUGCUACGGGAAGAAGCUGACAGCAGUCGUUUUGCCAGAGCGACGGCUCGUAUCGGUCGAUGCCCUCAAGGUUUACACUGCACCUGGUGCGCGCCCUUCCAAGUCAUGGGGAUCGUGGCUCUGGUUCGCGUGGGUCGAGCCAGUGUACAGCUUUCUCUUUGGCCGGGCGACUGGUCCAUAG